AUGAGGGGAGAAUCGGUUCUUCCGUUGUAUUCCCGUCAGAAUGGAUCAAGAUCGAAGUUUUGGCUCAAUUAUCGUCGUCUAUUUAAUGUUGGUUGUUGUUCUUUUUUUCACAUUUUUUUAAAUGGCUCAAGUCGGAGAAAAAAAUUAACAAAUUUUUUUAACGAGAGCGGUGGUUUUCUGAAAUUGGCCAGAACGCUCCUUGAUGUAUUAGAAAAAUAUUCUAGAAGUCUCAACCUGCACAAUUUUCUCGUUUUUAAAAAAAGGCGCCUCAAAGCAAGAACCACGAAACUCAUAAAUGGACUAUUUAUAGACUUUAGGCUUUUAUUUCUCAAAAACUAGGAAGUUUUGCAGUUUGAGACUUUCAGGAUCUUCAUUUAAGACAACAAUAAUUUUUUUCUGAUCAAUUUUUCAGAAUAUUCCCAACCGGAAAGUAAAAAAAGACCUUCCCUUUAAGACCCUGAUAGAUUCAGAAAAAUUUUUUAUUUUCUUUAUAAAACAAAGUAGAAAGAGUCGAGAAAACUAUAUGGGACAUCUGCCGUUCAUCGGAUCCAUCGCAAUGACCUCGAUCCGCGUUCUCUAACUAUGCGGAAGGUGCUGCUGUUAUAAAACAUCUUCCGUUCGUUGUAAAGUCUUGCAGUAAAAAAGAACAGCGCGACCUGUUGUUAUUACAGCACGAAUCAUUCUCGUCGAUCUUUACGAUGACCAGAUUUCAGUAUUACCGGUCACGCAGCAAAAUGACUCGUUUGCUUUUUUGGCUCAUGUUACUUUCUUCAAUUUACCUGGUUUCUCUCUUACUGCACAAACAACAAAUUUCGGUGGAUGUGGACGAGAGAAAAAGUGAGUUUUUCCCUUCAACUUUCAAAUUUUGUUUUUUUAAUGGAUGAAUUAUAUCUGGAAAUUUUUUUCAAAGAUGUGAUUCGAAUAAUGAAAAUUACUUACGAGGAAAGUUUUUUUAUCAAAAAAAUUCAACCUGGGGGGCUGAAAAAAACGACCGCUAGUUAGUUUUGUAAGUACCAGUUGAGCCUCCCUUGCAUUUUUUUUUCUUACAAAAAAAGAAGUUACUAGAGUGAAAAUGAAUUUUCGCUGAAAAACCGAUAAAUUUAGCCGUAAAAUGAGAUCUCUUAGCAAUCAAACUUCCAAUCAAAAAAAGUCAGGUGCCUAGUUUUUGAAAAAAUCAUUGUAUAUAAUUCCAAAAACCUUCUAUGCAAUAUUCACAUCUUCCAGGUGACACAAGCAAAAAUAGACGAUGUCCAGAUUGAUGAAGCAGUUGUGGAAUCUAAAAUCGUUCAAUCAUCAGCUCUUAUAUUUGAAGGUAAGUUGGGAUAAUUUUCUUUAAUCCGAUGGAUUCAAGUGGAACCAUAAAUAGUUAUAUUUAACGUGAGAUAUGUAGAAAUUUUCAAUGCAAAUCUUCUUUUUUUCCGAAACUUUGAGAAUAGAAAGUUCCAUAUGUUUAACAUACAUAUUCUACAUAUCCUAUAUUUUAUAUAACAUAUUCUGAUCAGGACCGAAAAACGAGCGCCAACGAGCCGUAGUGAAAGCCUUCCAACACGCCUGGAGUGGUUACAAACUGUACGCUUGGGGACACGACCAGCUCAAACCCGUUUCAAAGGUACUAAUUUACCUGAAAAAAUGAGAUUUGUGUUUUUUUUUUCAAAAUAUAUUUUCCAGAGCUAUUCGGAUUGGUUCGACACUGGCCUCACAAUCGUUGACUCGAUUGACACGGCCAUCAUCAUGGGACUCGAGAAAGGUGAAAUUUUUUUUCAGUUUUUGAAGAACCUCAUUCUUUCAGAAGUUGCCGAAGGAACCGAAUGGAUCCGCGACAAACUUUCUUUCGAACACGAUCGUUUUGUGAAUUUGUUUGAAGUAACGAUCCGCGUUCUCGGAGGUCUUCUAACAUCGUUUCAUCUGACUGGAGAUAAAGUUUUUUUUUACUUCUUGCUAAAAAUAUUUCUUUUGGCUCUCAGCAAAUUGAGAAUUUGGCUAAAAAAGACUCUUGCUGAGAAACUGAGUAAAACACUAAUAUUUCAAUGAACAAAAAGUUUUCGUAAUAUUUUGAACAAGAAGAAAAAUAGGACAUAUUUCAGUACAAAGAUUCUUAAAGAUUGUCUUCCCCCCCAGUAAAUAUUUUUGACGAAACUUCGCUGGAGUGUGAUUUAGGUCCUCCUGAUUGCAGAACAGAAAAAAAUUUCUCGCACUAGAUCUUUCUUCGAGUCAAGAGGCUUUGAAAGCUUGAAAUAGCGCUUUUUUCAAAAUUUGCAUACUUUGCAUACUUUGAAGCUUAAUAACUCAAAAUCAGAUCUAUUGCGAAUGGUUUUUUUUUUGCAAUCAGAGAGGAGAGGCGUAAAAAAAGUUCCCUAGUUAAUUAUAACUUCUCUUCAUUCUCAGAUGUUUGCGGAAAAAAAGCGAAAAGACCUUGGUGAACGUCUUCUACCCGCUUUCACGCAUUCAAAGUCAAAAGUUCCUUUGAGUGAUGUCAACUUGAAAAGAAGGUUUUCUCUUCAAUUUUUGCUUUAUACAUCAUAAAAACUAUUACAGAACUGCGAAACCGCCUCAAUGGAGCUCAGAAUCUUCUCUUUCGGAAAUAACGACGCUUCAACUUGAGUUCCGUGAUUUGUCCAGAAUCACUGGCAACAAAACAUUUGAGGUCGUUUUGUGAUUGAAAAAGUAUUAUCAAGGCUUGAAGUUGCAGAGAAUAGCUUUUGAAGUUUCUGAACACGUUCAUAAACUCGGAUGUGAAGAUCACAAUGGCCUCUGCGGAAUGUACCUCGAUUCAGGAUCUGGAAAGUUCAGGCGUGAGUAAUUCUAAAAAUAUCGAAAGUUCAUUUUGAGCAUUUUUAAAUGAAUAAAUUUUUUCUAACCUAGCUCUCACGAAAAAAUCAUCAAGCAUUUUCAGCUUCUACAACCAUCACUUUCGGAGCAAGAGCCGAUAGUUAUUACGAGUAUUUGUUGAAGCAAUGGGUUCAAACGGGAAAGAAAAUUUACUGGUUAGUUUUUCUAUUUUGUUUAGCCAAAUAAACAAAGUGGAAAAAGGCUCCAAAAAAAUGUUCCUUUUAAGGUGACAAAGGCUCCUUUUUUGGUGCCUUUUUGCGCCAUUUCAUCGGCCCUUUUGCACCAUUUUUGCUGCCUCUCCCUUCUUUCACUAUUCCUUGAGUCAUUGAAGUUCCAGAAAAGUAGAAGGGUCAAGAAAGGGACUUUUUUUGCUGCCUUUCUGCGGCCUUUUUUGAGCCUCUCCCUUUUAGCGGUCACUAUCCACCACUCCGACUUUACCCAAAAAACUUUUUGUUUCAAUUUAUUGCAAUUCAGGUUGAAAGAAGAUUAUGCAAACGCAAUGAAAGCAAUGGAGGAGAAAUUGUGGCGACACUCGGAGCCCAAAAGUCUUUGGUUUGUAGGAGAGUUGAUCAACGGACAGACUUAUUCACCAAAAAUGGUAAUUUAGCCAUGAUUUUCGGAACAUUUUUGCUUUUCAGGACCAUUUGGUCUGUUUCCUAGCCGGUACUCUUGCUCUUGGGAAAAUCAAUGGGUUUCCAGAUUCUCAUCUGGACAUGGCUGAGGUCUUCGACAUUGUUUCGUUUAAUAUUUAUCAUUUUUUUUUUUCAGAAAUUGGCUGAAACCUGUCAAAAUAUGUAUAUAAAUCCAAGCGGGCUCGGUCCAGAAAUAGCUCACUUCAACAUGCUUCCGGGUAGCAAAGAUGAUUUGUACGUCAAGGUGGGAUUUUUUCGUGGUUUUCAUGGAGUUUUACUUUUUUUUCAGCCUCUGGAUGCUCACUGCUUGUUGAGGCCUGAAGCUAUUGAAGCCUGGUUUUACCUAUACCGAAUUACAGGUAUUUUUUUGACAAAUUUUUUCUGUAAAGAGAUAAAUUUCAACUAACACCAAAAAAUUACUUGGUGCUCAAUAAAUUUAAAAAAAUGCUUUUUUUGAGCUCCUCCAAAUGACUUUUGAAAAAAUUGCACGAAAAAUUUGUCAUCAUUUUAUUUAUCGCCCAGCGUAAACUGUUUCUGGUCGGGCACAGAGGUAUUGGAAGGUUUAUUCAGGCUAAGGAACUAUGCAUCAUGAAACAGUAAAACAAUGUUGUCGUGAAAUAAUUAGUAGAUGCCGUCCUUUUUAACUUUUUCAAAUUUGCUCAAGUAGAGCCGUAUCUUUCAAGCUUUUGUCUCAUGUGACCAGAAAAAAAAAAUUAAAAAAAGACCUUUAUGUUUUUCUGCAAGAUUGUACUCGGUUCUUCCAGUUCAAGCUACACAAUUUUUUUAGAAGUUCUAAACACUCAUGAGAGACAUAAAAGCUGAUUCUAGGUGACAAGAAGUAUCAAGAAUGGGGCUGGUCAGCAUUCAAAGCCAUCGAACAACACGCCAGAAUAGCUACUGGCGGUUAUUCCUCAGUGAAUAAUGUGAAGAGACUUCCGGUAACCUACAGGUUUUCCAGAAAAUAUUCAUUAUAUUCGAAAAAUUAUAUAUUUUUCAGGGACCUCAUGGAAUCAUUUUACCUUGCUGAGACGUUGAAAUACUUAUAUUUGUUGUUUGAAGAUGAUCAGAAGACGUUACCUUUCGACCAAUGGGUUUUCAAUACGGAAGCUCAUCCUUUACCCAUUUAUGAUCAUUAA
Molecule: messenger RNA, 4597 nt
Organism: Caenorhabditis auriculariae
Lineage: Eukaryota; Metazoa; Nematoda; Chromadorea; Rhabditida; Rhabditidae
Source: the annotation of a GenBank genome assembly